AGAUUACUAGGGGGCCUCUAGAUCCUCUCCCACUGCCAGCUUGGCAGCUUGGACUGUUCCCAUUGGUCAAAAUUCUCCACUGAUACUUCAUCUUGACUGCAGACCACACCCUCCCCUCUCCUUCUUCAACUUCAAGUAGGUGAAAAGCAAACACAUUCUCUCAUUAUUCAUUACCCAUAAAAAAUAAAUACUGCUGAAGCCACUGCUGUACUCUACUACCGAAUCUAAUUGAUUAAAAAUUAAAACUUCAAAAAAACAAAAAAGCAAAGCAAUUCCAACAAAUAUAGAGAUUUAAAGCUCACCUACCCUGAAAUGUUGGCUAUUGCUGACCGCGAUUUCGAUGCUCGUCGGCCAAAAUGUCGGCCUCUUUAGCUGCUUUUGAGCGCCCAAGACCUGGAGGUUCUAAUUCGGUCUUCAAGAGUGGCCCACUUUUCAUAUCUUCGAAAGGCAUAGGCUGGAAGUCUUGGAAGAAGCGGUGGUUUAUCCUCACACGGACUUCUUUGGUUUUGUUUAAAAAUGAUCCUAGUGCGCUUCCACAAAGAGGUGGUGAAGUAAAUCUGACUUUGGGGGGCAUUGACUUGAACAAUUCUGGGAGUGUUGUUGUUAGAGAAGAUAAAAAGCUGCUGACAGUUUUAUUUCCUGAUGGAUGUGAUGGUCGGGCCUUCACCCUUAAGGCUGAGACAUCAGAAGACUUGUAUGAGUGGAAGACAGCCCUUGAACAUGCUCUUGCACAAGCGCCAAGUGCUGCCCUUGUCAUGGGACACAAUGGGAUUUUCCGAAAUGACACAAAUGAUACAAUGGAAGGGUCCUUCCAUCAAUGGAGGGAUAAGAGGCCUGUUAAAUCUUUGGUUGUUGGAAGACCAAUUCUGCUUGCGCUAGAAGAUAUUGAUGGAGGUCCUUCGUUCCUUGAGAAAGCUCUUCGGUUCCUCAAAAAGUUUGGUACUAAAGUUGAAGGAAUUUUGCGACAGUCAGCGGAUGUUGAGGAGGUAGAACGUAGGGUACAAGAAUAUGAACAAGGCAAGACUGAAUUUGAUCCCGGUGAGGACGCUCAUGUUAUUGGUGAUUGUGUCAAGCAUGUUCUGAGAGAGUUGCCCUCGUCUCCAGUACCAGCAUCUUGCUGCACUGCGUUGCCAGAAGCUUAUAAAAUUGAUCGAAAGGAAGCUCGGAUUAAUGCAAUGCGCUCUUCAAUAUUGGAGACAUUUCUUGAGCCAAACCGCCGUUUAUUACAGAGAAUUUUGAAGAUGAUGCAUACCAUCUCAUCUCACUCACAUGAGAAUCGGAUGACUCCAUCUGCAGUUGCUGCUUGCAUGGCACCCUUGCUCUUACGCCCUCUAUUAGCUGGUGAAUGUGAGUUGGAUGAUGAGUUUGAUGUGAAUGGAGAUAAUUCUGCCCAGCUUCUUGCUGCAGAGGUGGUAGAUUACCCAAAGCAUCCAUCAACAGCAUCUUCUGCCUUAGUAGAAUUAACAACUCGUCUUGAUUUCUUCAAGGAAAGACGCUCUCAGUUGAUGGAACAACUUCAUAAUCUUGAUUUAAAUUAUGGCACAACAUCUUUGCAAGACUCUGUGUAUAGACCAUCAUCACCACCAUGGAAUUGAUUGGCGGAGAAGAUGCUCAUCAAAUGAGUCGGAAGAAGAAUGUCAGACGCCCUGUUCUUUGUAUAUCCUUUGAUAAUGUUGCAUAUAGUUGUAUCCCAUGUGGAACUCUUUAAUAUUCUUGUUUCAUAUUCAAAGUUCCUUUUUUUUUUUUUUUUCUUUUUCUAGUGAAGAUGUGGAACGGAAUUUUCGUGAGAAGUGUUCUUUUCGGUCUGUUGAUUGAUUUUUUCUCGUUUGGUUUUUGUUGUCAAGGACCCUGUAAACAAACCAUGCACUGUUGUGUCCAUAGGUGAAGUAUGCUUAUUGAACAAUAAUAUUUAUAGUCAGCAAACCAUUUUCAGAA
Messenger RNA from Prunus persica (peach), 1935 nucleotides. Its product is annotated as rho GTPase-activating protein 7. Gene Ontology annotation, biological process: signal transduction. The record is from RefSeq and is a predicted model, not a curated record. NCBI's taxonomy places the organism in Eukaryota, Viridiplantae, Streptophyta, Magnoliopsida, Rosales, Rosaceae. The coding region runs from base 357 to 1595 and encodes 412 amino acids. The transcript is spliced from 13 exons.